This is a messenger RNA of Closterium sp. Yama58-4, 642 nucleotides long. The record is from the annotation of a GenBank genome assembly. Lineage: Eukaryota; Viridiplantae; Streptophyta; Zygnematophyceae; Desmidiales; Closteriaceae.
AUGGAGUGCGAGCAGCGCACGACGCGAAGCGACAGCUUACGAAAUUAUUCAAGCUACUCGUCGAGCGACGACGACGGAGACGGGCCGGGCGCACGCGCGCGAGAGUGCAAGGGAGGGCGGAUUCCGCGGCGGAGCCAAUGCUCUCAAUCCCCGCAAGCCGCCGUUACCGCGACCGGAGCUGAAGGCGUCUCACGUUCCGCAAACGCCGCCGCGCCGCCGCUGCCCCGCCUGGAUGCGAUGGGCGGCGCGGUUAGCAAGCACGUGCGCGUGGUGGAGGACGCGGCGCUGUGGUACGCGUGCGCGGGGCCGCUGGUGACGGUGCCGGCCGUGGGGUCGCUGGUGGUGUAUUUCCCGCAGGGCCACGUGGAGCAACAGCAGCGCCUCGCGCAGGUAGAGCCCACGACUCAGGUCGAACAUCGCACGCGGCGAAUCUCAGUUCUUUCGGAUGGCCCACGUGUGGGACUGGUGUCUGUGCUUCACAUCCGCGGCGCUUCACGGGCGAUCCGCCUCUCCGCCUCCUCUGCGGAGUUUGCCCCCGUCCCUUCCACGCUCUCUCCUUCCUUUCCCCGUCUUAGUUCACGUUGCCCCUCCCUCCCCAUCCCCCAAUUAUCCCCUACCCGCAGCGCGACCCACCGCAACUGA